Eublepharis macularius is the source of this 2497-nucleotide messenger RNA. RefSeq names its product ArfGAP with coiled-coil, ankyrin repeat and PH domains 2 (gene ACAP2). Gene Ontology annotation, cellular component: endosome membrane; cytoplasm. Gene Ontology annotation, molecular function: protein binding; GTPase activator activity. Bases 33 to 2387 code for a protein of 784 amino acids. NCBI's taxonomy places the organism in Eukaryota, Metazoa, Chordata, Lepidosauria, Squamata, Eublepharidae. The record is from RefSeq and is a predicted model, not a curated record. The transcript is spliced from 24 exons.
CCAGCCGCCGCCGCCGCGGGCCCAGCGCAGCGAUGAGGGUGGCCGUGGACUUCGAGGAGGGCCUCAAGGACUCGCCCCGCUUCAGGGCUGCUCUGGAAGAUGUGGAAGGAGACGUGACAGAGCUAGAGCUGAAGCUGGAGAAGCUGGUGAAGCUCUGCAUCGCGAUGAUUGACACAGGGAAAGCCUUCUGUGUGGCCAACAAGCAGUUCAUGGCUGGCAUCCGAGACCUCGCUCAAUAUUCCAGCAAAGAUGCGCUAGUGGAGACCAGCCUGACAAAGUUCUCCGAUAGCCUUCAAGAGAUGGUCAACUAUCACACUAUCCUGUUUGACCAAACACAAAGAUCAAUCAAAGCACAGCUUCAAACAUUUGUUAAAGAGGAUAUUAGAAAAUUUAAAGAAGCCAAGAAACAGUUUGAGAAAGUCAGUGAAGAGAAAGAGAAUGCGCUGGCCAAGAAUGCACAGGUGCCGAGGAACAAGCUGCACGAAGUCGAGGAAGCCACCCAUAUCCUGACCGCAACUCGGAAAUGCUUCCGCCACAUUGCCCUGGACUACGUUCUUCAGAUCAAUGUUCUUCAAUCAAAGAGGAGAUCUGAGAUCCUAAAAUCAAUGUUGUCCUUCAUGUACGCCCACCUGGCCUUCUUUCAUCAAGGUUAUGACCUUUUUAGUGAACUUCAACCCUACAUGAAAGACCUGGGAGCUCAGCUGGACCAGCUGGCAGUAGAUGCUGCAAGGGAGAAGAGGGAAAUGGAGCAAAAACACUCCACUAUUCAGCAGAAGGAUUUCUCCAGGGACGAGACGAAGCUCGAGUGCAACGUCGACGCGGCCAGUGGCAUCGUCAUGGAAGGAUACCUUUUCAAGCGAGCCAGCAACGCCUUCAAGACCUGGAACAGGAAAAGGCCCGAUGGCAUCAGGCGCUGGUUCUCCAUACAGAAUAACCAACUGGUGUACCAGAAAAAAUUUAAGGAUAACCCCACCGUAGUUGUUGAGGAUCUGCGGCUGUGCACAGUUAAGCAUUGUGAGGACACAGAGAGGCGCUUCUGCUUCGAGGUGGUCUCGCCGACAAAAAGCUGCAUCCUGCAGGCGGAUUCGGAGAAGCUGCGGCAGGCGUGGAUUCAGGCUGUGCAAGCCAGCAUUGCCACUGCCUACCGGGAGAAGGGGGACGAGUGCGAGGUGGAGUGGAAGCCGGCCCCAUCCACAGGGAGCCCCGAACUGGGAGGGGAAUACAGAGAGAAGCUGUUGAAAGGCGAGAGCUCCCUCCAGAGGGUCCAGAGCAUUGCUGGCAAUGCUGUGUGCUGCGACUGUGGCUUGGCAGAUCCACGGUGGGCCAGCAUCAACCUGGGCAUCACGCUGUGCAUCGAGUGCUCUGGCAUUCACAGGAGCCUGGGGGUCCAUUUUUCCAAAGUCCGGUCGUUAACCCUCGAUUCAUGGGAACCGGAGCUCCUCAAGCUCAUGUGUGAAUUGGGAAACGUUGUCAUUAAUAAAGUGUACGAAGCAAGAAAUGAAAAAAUGGGAGUCAAGAAGCCCCAGCCUGGAAGCCAAAGGCAGGAGAAGGAAGCAUACAUCAGGGCAAAAUAUGUGGAAAGGAGGUUUGUGGAAAGAGGCCGGUCCACCUCUGGGAGCCCGGGAGCGAAGCGUCUGCCUGCAAGCCAAGAAGCAAAGAGGCACUACAGCCCCGAACAGUCCCCGGGUGCCACCGAGCCCCUGGCCGCAUCUCCUCAAGUGCGAAGUAAUGACAGCGGAUUUCAGCACAGCACAGAGGACAGCAGAGAGCAUUUGGCCUCCACAGUAUCAGCAAAUACCUUGUACGAGCCAGAAGGUGAGAGGCAGGAAGCCGUUGCGCCUGGGCGCUCCAGAGAGGCCGCUGCAGGGCUGCAGCUGUACCAGGCCUCCUAUGAGAAGAACCUCCCUCAGAUGGCGGAGGCCCUGGCCCACGGGGCAGGCGUGAACUGGGUCAACGUGGAGGAGGACAGAGCCACGCCUCUGAUCCAGGCGGUUCGUGGGGGCUCUUUGGUCAGCUGUGAGUUCCUGCUCCAGAACGGAGCCAAUGUGAACCUCAGGGAUGCCCAAGGCAGAGGCCCCCUGCACCACGCCACAGUCCUGGGGCACACUGGGCAAGUGUGUCUUUUCUUGAAACGUGGAGCCAAUCAGCAUGCCACUGAUGAGGAAGGGAAAGACCCCUUGAGUGUGGCGGUAGAAGCAGCCAACGCCGACAUCGUGACGUUGUUGCGCUUAGCAAGAAUGAAUGAAGAGAUGCGUGAAUCGGAAGGACUCUAUGGCCAACCAGGAGACGAAACCUACCAGGACAUAUUCCGUGACUUUUCGCAAAUGGCAUCCAAUAAUCCCGAGAAGCUGAAACGCUUUCAGCCGCCAGACGCACAGAAGCCUUGAAGAGGGUGGAAGACCCCAGCACCGACACCCCCCACCCACCCCUGUCCACGCAGAGCUGUAAUUCUGCCUGCCCCUUACUCUUUUUUAUACAUAAAAUGGCUUUGGUUAUA